This is a messenger RNA of Paramecium tetraurelia, 405 nucleotides long. RefSeq lists its product as uncharacterized. The record is from RefSeq and is a predicted model, not a curated record. NCBI's taxonomy places the organism in Eukaryota, Ciliophora, Oligohymenophorea, Peniculida, Parameciidae. The transcript has 2 exons.
AUGGCAAAUGUCAAGAAUUUACUGACUAUCCUGUUCUCUUGGUAAUCUAAACAAAUUAAAACAUUGUAUGCAUUUGUGUUACUUUAAUAGAUUUUCGGUGCUUUUUGUGAUAAGAUGUUAGAAAUAAAAAAUAAGUAUGUGGGUUCAAUUGAAACGUUUUUAUUCACUCUGGAACCUGAUAAGAGAAAAUACAAUCCAACAUCAGGAAAUAGAGAUUUUAUGAUGUGUGCUCCAGACUAUUUAGCAUUUGGAAGUGGCAAGAAUGGACCUGCAUUUUAGAUUGAUUCAGAAUUAAAUAAAGGUUUCACUUAUCAAAGUGAUACUUAUGAUAAUCCAUUAUUUACAGACUAGAAAACUUAAAAUAAAUUCAAAUGCUUAUGCAUUGAAGUUUAUUAUCUAAAAUGA